AUGCCUCCCGGCGGUAGGCGCGGCGCCAAGCAGCGCCCCAAGUGGACCAGGGAACCCCAACUAGGUGACCUCGUCCUCGCCAAGAUCAAGGGGUACCCGCCCUGGCCAGCUAAGAUCAGCAGGCCCGAGGACUGGCAGCAUAAGCCAACGCCAAAAAAGUUCUUCGUCUACUUCUACGGCACCGAAGAGAUUGCUUUUGUUCCCCUGGCAGAUCUUGAGGAAUUUACUGAGAAGACAAAGAAUGAUCUGUUAGAUCGAGCUCCAAAUAUUAAAGUUCAAAGAAAAUAUGUUCAAGUAUUUAAUGAUGCUGUCGAGCAGAUCUGCAAGGCCUAUGAUGAGCUGCCAAAAACAUCUGAAGCUACAAAUGGAGCAUUGCCUGAUCGGAGUGAAAAGACUACAGAGCACCUUGUGAGGUCACCUGAUGUUGGUGAGACUCCAGGAUUGGGACAAAUGGAAGGUGAUAGCCCUACUGAUUACUCGAAUACUUCAGGGCAAGGGUCAGGGACCGAGGAGGAUGUCAAAGAUGGUGGUCAUGAAGUAAGGGAUCAUUCUUUAGCAGUUUCUCAAAAGAAAACAUCUUUACUACAGGAUCCUAAGCAUCCCAAGACAAAGAAGUCUGCUGCAUCCAAGUCUGCUCUUGACAUGUACACAGAACAAGAGCAUUCACCAACAUCUGUGCACACAGAAAGGGAGACUGAAGAGGUAAAAAUUGAAAAAGAGAGCCGUUCCCUAGAAGGUUUUGUUUCGGAACCUAACUUGGAGGUGGUUUGCGCCCUUGAAGUGCCAAAGAAAUCUAAAUCUAACAAGCUGUUGAGGGAUGCUGAAAGGAAGGAAAACAAGCGUGGUGGUAUUGGUAGUCCUACUGGAAGGAUUGCUGCUGAGUCUGCAUCUGAUGUUGUAUUAAACAUGAGUACUGGCAAAGAGAGCAGAGAAUUUAAGAAUUCAAAAAUCAUGACAAAACAAUCACUGACAACUGAUUCAGAGAAAAGGGAUUAUAAUAAAACUGUGCAUGACAAGCCUGACAAGCAGUUGACUGGAAAAUCAUCUGCAGGGUUUUCUUCCAAUAAGAAAUCUCUGCCAGGUAGCAGGCAGCACAAGACGGACAGUAGUGCUGAUACACGUCCGGCAAAGAAGCCAAGACUUAUGGACAGGGCUGGUGAAACAGAUAAGACAGUUGCCAAGAGUGAGACGAAGAACAUUAAUUAUGAAAAGCAUAAUGCUAUGAAACAUGAGCGAUCUACCGCUAUGGAAACAGGUAAAAACACAAUUCUUAAGACUGGUACCGGUGAUGAUAGGGCACGGAGAUCAGGUGUUGUUGUAUCACCCAUAUCAAGGCUUCAUUCUGAGGUCAUGGAACCAGCAUCUGGUUCUGUAACUCAGUCAGGUGUUGCUGAUUCUGUUAAAAAGGGUUCCAGCAUGAAGGAGGAUAUCUCACGUGUCGAUAGGCAAUUGGUGAAACCUAAGAGAAGAGCAUGUCGUUUUGAUGAUGAGGAGGAUGAAGGACAGCGGACACCACUUCAUAGAACUUCAGCCAAAUCUAUCGGGGAAAUUCAUAGAACUUCUGCCAAAUCUAUCGAGCAUGUCCCAAGUGAGAAAGCAGGUACUCGGGGAAAUUUUUUUUCGCAUGUUGGCAAUGCUUCUGGAAAAAAAUCAGGCCCUGCGAGAGAAGAGAAAUCAAGGAGUGUUAGGAUGUCACCUGUGAAGCAUGAGCCAGUUUUUUCUUCACCGAGUCAGGAUAAAGUGCAUGCUAGACACCAGGUAACGGGGAGAAGACUAAUCGCAGGGUCGGUUGAGACUCCUGCUGUCAUUGGUAACAAAAUGAACCUGGUUGAUUGCAAAUCCUCUGCUCAAGUAAAAAUGCCGGCAUCCUUUGAGGUGAAGAAACUUCAUAGUAGUUCUUCUAAACCAUUGCACCUAACAUCUGGGAACUCCCAUUCCCGAAACUAUCCUGCCUCAGAAAAGAUCGCCUUGCUGCCCAAAUCAGAAGAAACAAAGGCUAAAUCUAAGCCAGCUACGUCUGUUGAGCAUAAGGUGGGCACCAAUUUGUCAACUGAACGGACUGGGAAGCGGGAUCACUUGAAAGAGGAAAGAUCCAGUUCUGUUGAUAAAGCAGCUUCUUCUGAACCUAACCCUGACUCGGCCAAGUCAAUAAAACAUCUUAUUGCAGCUGCCCAAGCAAGGAGGAAUCUUAUGGCUUCUGCUCAUGCAAAAUUUGAUGGGUCUUCAACUGAUAAUGCUGCUAUUACCUCCACACCAUAUGGUUUGCCAGGACUAAGCCCUAGUCCUGUUUUCCGCAUUCCAUCCCCACCCAGAAUUGCUUUUCCCGAGAGUCCUGGCCAACGUAUUCUGAAAAGCCCAAUGGAGCUUGACAAUGGUCAUGGAAAGAGUCCCAAAUCUAGGCAGGCCAGCGGUUCACCUAGUGGUGGUACUGAUGCAGCAAUUGCUCGUGAUGCUUUGGAGGGAAUGAUAGAGACUUUAUCAAGGACAAAGGAUAGUAUAGGACGUGCAACACGCCAUGCAAUUGAGUGCUCUAAAUAUGGCAUUGCUGGAGAGAUUGUCGAGCUUCUCAUACAGAAAUUGGAGAGCGAGCCUAAUUUGCAUCGCAGAAUUGACCUCCUUUUUCUUGUGGAUUCCAUAACACAGUGUUCUCAUUCUCAGAGAGGAGUUGCCGGGGCUUCAUAUGUUCCCACUGUUCAAGCGGCAUUGCCCCGUCUUUUGGGUGCUGCUGCUCCACCUGGAGCUGGUGCUCGUGAAAACCGGCGCCAGUGCCUUAAAGUUUUAAGAUUGUGGCUUGAGAGAAAGAUUAUGCCAGAAGACAUACUCCGAAAGUACAUGGGCGACAUUGAGGUGCCAAAUGAUGGUACUAGCACUACUUUAAUGUUGAAGCGACCAUCCCGUGCUGAACGUUCUGUAGACGAUCCUAUUAGGGAGAUGGAUGACAUGCUUGUUGAUGAGUAUGGAAGCAAUGCAACUUUUGAGCUUUCUGGAAUUUUAUCAUCAAAAGUGUUUGAAGAUGAUGAAGACUUCCCACGAAAUAAUGGCUCAUCACCAUUUGUUUCACGGCCUGUUGAAAGCGAUGUCAUACGAGAAACUGAAGAGACUAUUGCUCCAGCAUCUGUUGAGGAACACAUUAUUAGAGUAGAGAAUGUAACUACUGAUGCUGCUAUGGAAGAUGCUUUAGAGAUACUAGGCAACAACCAACAGACUGAUGGAGCUGUCCUUAUUGAACAUGACUCUAGUCAAGAUCCAGGUUCAGAGCAGGCAUUGAUUGACCAGGAUGAGCUUCCCCCUCUACCUGAUGGCCCUCCACCGCUUCCGUCAGAUUCACCACCUCCUCCACCUCCUUUGCCUCCUUCGCCACCACCUGCUACACCGCCGCCGCCACCACCUCCACUUUCUCCAGCUUCACCACCUCCUCCACCACCUCCCCCACUGCCAUCUGGACCACCUCCUCGGCCUGCUCCACCACCUCCUCAGCCUGCUCCACCACCUCUACCAACCCAGGCCCCACCUCUUCCUUCUAUUCUGCUGCCUGUUCCUUCAUCUCCGUCAUCAUUGGGUUAUCAGCCUCCAGCUCCAGAGUACUUCAUGACGCCCAAUGGUAAACAAUUGACCCAGAUGACAGGAAAUACAUCAAUUCAAGCUAUUGGAAAUACAACAACCUUCAUUCCUGGUGGACCAGUUAAUGGACAAGCUGCGGUUAAUUUUGUUACUUCAAUGCCGGCAGAGUAUGGAAACAAUAACGUAUUUAUGGCACCACAAACUUCUAAUGGUAAUUAUCAGUUUCGGCCCACUGGUGUACCUUUUCAGCAAGGGAAUUUCAGUGCCUUUCCAUCUGCACAAACGCCUCCAGUUCAUCCCCACUCUCGUAUGGCACACAUGAAUCCCAUGGGCCAACAAGCUGUACCACCUCCGCGCAAUCCUUAUGCUGUGCAGUCCUUUCCAAACAGUCAGAGCCAUUAUCCACCUGAAGAACAUUGGCGGAUGGCAUCUGGUAACUUCAGUCCAGGUGGCAGAGCAUUAUCUUGCUCAGAAGGUCCAUUCAUGCAGGAUGGAUAUUCAAGAUCGAACAUUGACAGAUCUUCAAUGAAUCCUAUGAAUCAUCAACAUACUGUUCUGAAUCAUUUGCCGUCUGGAGCACCACUACCAGGUUUUGACGGGGAAAGCUCAGGGCAUUGGAGGCAAUUUGAAUUGAGUGCAACAGUUGGUGGCUUUGUUAGUCUGUGA
Messenger RNA from Miscanthus lutarioriparius, 4227 nucleotides. Lineage: Eukaryota; Viridiplantae; Streptophyta; Magnoliopsida; Poales; Poaceae. The record is from the annotation of a GenBank genome assembly.